AUGCGCAAGUUCUCUCGUACUUCAUAUACCUGCGGUCAGGAGCAGCCUCAGCACAAGCACAAGCACAAGUACGAGUACUUUCCAACACCCAAGUCGCUCUUGCUGCCACCAGACGCUACCGUCACAGGUCCUAAGCUCGAACCUAUCAAGUCGUCUUUCAUGGUGGGUCAGUCACCUCAUGUUCCGCCGUUUUUAGGCCACAAUGAGAGUAUUCAGGACUUGAUUCGCAGUCGUCGCUCGUCGCAGGACGAGAUUCGCGCGUUACUUGCACGCACCACACAGGCACUGGACAAGAUUGUGAGCAUUCGCGAGUCGAUGGAAGAUUUUGUGGACUUUAAUCAGUUUGAUAGGAAGACGCAGCGUCUUUCACGACCGUCGCGCGUUAGCUCCAGUAUUGCUGAAUUAGGGGAAAACCCAGCCAGGUCUACACCUUCCUCGAGUUAUGGCAGUACCGAGGCAUCGUCUCUGUCUGAGGACACUCUAGCGAUGGACAGGUCAACGAAUUCUACGACCAAUUCUUCAUCGUCGCUCGAGGAAGAUGGAGAGCACGACGUGGAUAGGGACCGAGAAGAUGAGACGAGCAGACACUUGCAUUUGAAUAGUACGGACUAUGAUAAUGAGCGAGAAGAGGAUUUGGAGGCGACAGAGGAAGGAGAUAUCUUUGAUGAUGAUCACACCAGCAGUUCCAUUGUCAGCUCCAUCUCGACGGUUGAAGAUCUCGCGCCUUUCAAGGAAGCUAGAUUGGAACGAUUGAGAAGCAUAAACAUUUCGUUCCAUGAGGGUUUACCAAAGGCGUUUUUUCAGUCGUUGUGCCGCUUUCUCAAUUCGGCACUCGAGGUCAAGACUCGACAUACGAGAUUUAAUUUCUACAAAGAAGCUUUUACGGGUGGUGACGCUGUUCGCGAGAUGCUAAUAAGUGGCUUUGCUGAAGACCACCAAUCAGCUACAAGAUAUGGCAAUGUUCUUGUAAGACUUGGUUUUAUUGAGCAUGUAUCACGGACGGACGACCAGUUGCACAAUUCCAAGGACAAUUUUUAUAGAUUUACUAAGGUGCUGGAAUAUGACGACACUUUGGAGACUUGUGCUUCGGACACAGCUAUGCAGAGACGCACAUCCAUUAACGCCAACAACUACCGUGAGUCGGUGCUUUUAAACGAGUCGACCGAUUUAGUAGACUAUGACUUCGCGACCGCUACCGACGAGGUGCAUGCGCUUGUGACGGAAGAGACACUGCAUGUGUUGGCUAAGGUGCUUCAUAAGGUGUUCGAGCGCAAGAACAAAUUACUGUUUUACAAAGGCUUCGUUGGGUGCUUUUUGGGUGCUGAGGCUGUGAAUGUCAUCCGCGAAAUGCGCAUCGCCAUCACACUUAUUGACGCUGUGCUGAUCGGACAGGCGCUCUUGGAUGAAGGUCUGAUUGAGCCGAUAGCUACGACAGUCUCAACUUUUCAGGACAAGUACGUCUUCUACCGUCUCACCAUGAUAUCAUCGUCGUAA
This is a messenger RNA of Peronospora belbahrii, 1494 nucleotides long. NCBI's taxonomy places the organism in Eukaryota, Oomycota, Peronosporomycetes, Peronosporales, Peronosporaceae. The record is from the annotation of a GenBank genome assembly.